Molecule: messenger RNA, 324 nt
Organism: Colletotrichum lupini
Lineage: Eukaryota; Fungi; Ascomycota; Sordariomycetes; Glomerellales; Glomerellaceae
Exons: 2
Coding region: 1-324 (107 amino acids)
Source: RefSeq, a predicted model, not a curated record
AUGCAGCAUCCGACGCGCACCAUUGUGAGAAGAAAUGGGAAUGACCCUAGGCCGCGGAUUAAACAGCUCAUCGGGACGAAUGCAUCGUCACCGACCCUCAAGCAUUUGCCGUAUCCGAGUCAAAAAGCACCCGGCGGAUGGGGCAAGAUAUCCGUCCGAUGCGUGGAAACGUGGAGGCGGGCGGGCGGCCGCAGGCCCUGCUGCUGCCGCAGCAGCAAGGGCAAGGCCAUGCAGGUAGGAGAGAAAGAAGACAGAGGUCUCUUCUCACCCUCGAUGGUCCCCACGAUCUUCUCUCCCACGAUAUGGAUGGACCCCAGAAAGUGA